AUGAGGUCAAACAGAAGGAAAGAUUACACUAGGGCGUUCCCCAUAAGCGACGAACCAAGAAAAGUAAACAAUCCAAGCAUUAAGAAAGUAAAAGCAAAAAUCAAAAUCAGAAUCAGAAUAUGGAACAUUGGCAGUCUUACAGGACGAAGCAAGGAACUUGCUGAGAUACUAAAAAGAAGAAAUAUAGAUAUAUGCUGUAUUCAGGAGUUGAAAUGGAAAGGUGCAAAAGCACGAAAAAUUGGUGAAGGUUAUACAGUAUUGUACAACGGUUUCAACGCAAAAAAUGGUAUUGGAAUAGUACUCAACGAAAACAUGUGUGAUAAGAUUAUUGAUCAUGUACGUCAAAAUGGUCAUAGAAAAUAA
Condylostylus longicornis is the source of this 363-nucleotide messenger RNA. RefSeq lists its product as uncharacterized. Gene Ontology annotation, molecular function: catalytic activity. Bases 1 to 363 code for a protein of 120 amino acids. Lineage: Eukaryota; Metazoa; Arthropoda; Insecta; Diptera; Dolichopodidae. The record is from RefSeq and is a predicted model, not a curated record. The transcript has a single exon.